This is a messenger RNA of Limulus polyphemus (Atlantic horseshoe crab), 1559 nucleotides long. RefSeq names its product N-alpha-acetyltransferase 10 (gene vnc). The transcript has 7 exons. Gene Ontology annotation, cellular component: NatA complex. Gene Ontology annotation, molecular function: protein N-terminal-serine acetyltransferase activity; protein-N-terminal-glutamate acetyltransferase activity. The record is from RefSeq and is a predicted model, not a curated record. NCBI's taxonomy places the organism in Eukaryota, Metazoa, Arthropoda, Merostomata, Xiphosura, Limulidae. Bases 98 to 604 code for a protein of 168 amino acids. Gene Ontology annotation, biological process: N-terminal peptidyl-glutamic acid acetylation.
CAAAGGACUCACUUUAGUUGCUGUUCGUAUUCGACUUGUGUAAUAUCAGUAACUAAUUCUACAAGUUUCUAAUUUUAUUUUUAAGGAUUAUAUUAAAAUGAAUAUUCGAUGCGCGAAGCCAGAAGACUUGAUGAACAUGCAACAUUGUAACUUGCUUUGUUUGCCUGAAAACUACCAAAUGAAAUAUUAUUUCUAUCAUGGUUUGUCCUGGCCACAGUUGUCUUAUGUUGCAGAAGAUGAAAAAGGAAAGAUAGUGGGAUAUGUAUUGGCCAAAAUGGAAGAAGACUCAGAUGAUGAUCCACAUGGACAUAUCACUUCCUUGGCUGUAAAACGAUCACACAGACGUUUGGGACUUGCUCAAAAAUUGAUGGACCAGUCAUCUAGAGCAAUGGUUGAAUGUUUCAAUGCCAAAUAUGUAUCUCUACAUGUUCGUAAAAGUAAUCGUGCAGCUCUUCAUCUGUACACCAACACAUUAGGAUUUACGAUUAAUGAAAUUGAACCAAAAUACUAUGCUGAUGGGGAGGAUGCUUAUGCAAUGAAAAGAGAUUUAAACAAAUUGAAUGCUACAGAUGUUGACUCCAAAGGAUCAAACAAAAAAGAAUGACUUCAGCAUUACCUGUAGAAAACUAAAUGAGUUAAACCUCCAUCCAAAUGUUCUACUUUAAUUCUUUCUAGUUUCAAAGACCGAGAUAUUUCAAUAAAUUUUAAUUCAUCAUUCAACCUGGAGUUGUAAUGAAGCCUGAUGCACUGAAGAAGAAAAGCCCCAGGAAAAUAGGGAAGCAACUCCAGUAUUCUAAAGCAGCUUUGUUUGUCCGCAAACCACAAGUGUGUGUCCCUGAAAUAAAUCUAAAAUUUUAAUACAAAACAAAGACUUUUUCCACUAAAAACUGAAAAUAUACCUGUACUUCAUUCAAAUUCACACUCAUCAUACAAAUAUGAAGUAGUAUUUAGUUUUAAUAAAAAUCUUUCAAAACCUUUCUGUUCUUCAGUAAGCCCACACAUGAGUUAUUGAUAGUGAAUAUUUUAAUGAACAACAAAAUAGUUAAAAAUUAAUUUCAUACUUCAGUAUGUUACACACAGUUCACAAGUAUCAUGUAGUAAAUAAACAGCAAAAAACAGUUAUAAAGGUACCCUGAACUUCAUUAAAUCUACCCUAAGCUUUUAAAAAUAAGGUAGUAAUAAUAAUUUUUAGUAAGUAAAAAAUGACAAAAUGUACCUUUAUUAUUCAACAACUCAGAAACAAUAAUAGUUUAGUCAAAUCAUUUCAAGGUUCUUUUAGGUGAACAGUAACACUACAGUUUUCAAUAGUUAUUUAACUUCACUUCAUGUGUUCCAUAUUUUGAAAACUAGCUUGUAAGUAAAGAAAAUAGUUUUGAUAAAAGUCAUAUCAUGAACUGUAUCAGACUUGUUUCCAUUGGUAUUUCCAAAUUCAACACUUUGUCACUGACCAACAGACAGCAUUACCACAAAUUCUCCCCCAAAACUUGUUAAUUAUGAAAAAACACAGCCUUACUUCAAAUGUGGCACAUUGCUCCACAGUGAUUUGUUAGUUAUGAGAA